AUGAAUGCUAUUUAUAAUCAUGCUGUGAAACAAAAAAACCAAUUAAGAGAUGAAAUUGCUAAGUUUGAAAGUAAUCUAGUGACUGCUCCGAUUUCUCUUCAAGGUUCUAUUUCUGCUACUUUGGUUUCAUUUGAAAAAAGUAUUAAUCAAUAUAAAGAACAAGUCAUCAAAUUUCAAAAGGAAAAUGGUAAAAGUACUGAAGAAAGUGUCAUCGAAACAAUUGCUAAAGGUGGAAGUCGAUUAGAAUCAUUAAUCAAUGAAAGUAAAGAAUUGACUACUAAAUAUAAGGAACUAAAACAAAAAUACAAUGAAGCUAAUGCUCGUACUGAACUAUUUGCCAAUACUUCGUCCACUGAAAACCCAUUCAAUGACGCUUCAGCAAUGAUGAAUAAGAGAAACGUCGGAGUUAGUCAGACUAGCUCUAAUGUUGAUUCUUCUAAUCAAGCAGGUUCUUUACCGAUGUAUGAUGGUUUGCUAAAAGAACAAAAUAUUUUCCAAAAAGGUAACGCUCAAUUAGAUUUGAUAUUGGAAAUGGGUCAACAGUCAUUGGAAGACAUUAUGGAGCAAAAUGAAGUGUUAAAAAAAGUCCAAGAUAGGAUGUCUAGUAGUUUAAGAACGCUUGGUGUUUCGGAAGAGACCAUUCACCAAAUCAAUAAAAGAGUGUUUAAAGAUAAGCUGAUAUUUUGGAUAGCUUUAUUUUUGUUGUUUUUAGGUAUGUACUUAAUACUAAAAUGGCUGAGAUAA
This is a messenger RNA of Tetrapisispora phaffii CBS 4417, 744 nucleotides long. RefSeq names its product Bos1p (gene BOS1). The coding region runs from base 1 to 744 and encodes 247 amino acids. Gene Ontology annotation, cellular component: Golgi apparatus; endoplasmic reticulum membrane; ER to Golgi transport vesicle membrane. The transcript has a single exon. Lineage: Eukaryota; Fungi; Ascomycota; Saccharomycetes; Saccharomycetales; Saccharomycetaceae. The record is from RefSeq and is a predicted model, not a curated record. Gene Ontology annotation, molecular function: SNARE binding; SNAP receptor activity. Gene Ontology annotation, biological process: vesicle fusion; endoplasmic reticulum to Golgi vesicle-mediated transport.